This is a messenger RNA of Orycteropus afer afer, 1398 nucleotides long. The record is from RefSeq and is a predicted model, not a curated record. NCBI's taxonomy places the organism in Eukaryota, Metazoa, Chordata, Mammalia, Tubulidentata, Orycteropodidae.
UCCGGGUCUGAGGCUCCAGGUGCGCUUCCCUCCGGGAGGGAUUUUCCGGUCGCCUGGGCAGAGGGACUAGGAACUCGGGCUCAGUCUCCACCCCAAAGUGGGGCGGGUCCGGGAGGCAUAAGACCAGUUGCCGGGCACAGGCGAGGGUGUGACCUCCGCGGCCUCAGGCGAAGAAGCGCAAUCCCAUCUCGAGGAACGUCUGCUUGGGUGAGCUGAACUCUGAUCUUGACAUAGAGUCAUGGCCAUGGGAACCAAAGGAGGGACUGUCAAAGCUGCUUCAGGAUUCAAUGCCAUGGAAGAUGCCCAGAAUCUGAGGAAGGCUAUGAAAGGGCUCGGCACUGAUGAAGAUGGCAUUAUUAAUGUCCUGGCCUACCGCAACACUGCCCAGCGCCAGGAAAUCAGGACGGCUUACAAGAGCACCAUUGGCAGGGACCUGGUAGACGACUUGAAGUCUGAACUGAGUGGCAACUUUGAGCGGGGAGCUGGCACAGACGAGGGCUGCCUAAUUGAGAUUCUGGCCUCCCGCUCCCCUGAGGAGAUCCGGCGCAUCAACCAGAUCUACCAGCAGCAAUAUGGACGGAGCCUUGAGGAUGACAUUUGCUCUGACACAUCGUUCAUGUUCCAGCGAGUGCUUGUGUCUCUGUCAGCUGGUGGCAGGGAUGAAGGAAAUUACCUGGAUGAUAAUCUCAUGAAACAAGAUGCCCAGGAACUGUAUGAGGCUGGAGAGAAGAAAUGGGGGACAGAUGAGGUGAAAUUUCUAACUGUGCUCUGUUCCCGGAAUCGAAAUCAUCUGUUGCAUGUGUUUGAUGAAUACAAAAGAUUAUCACAGAAGGAUAUCGAACAGAGUAUUAAAUCUGAAACAUCUGGUAGCUUUGAAGAUGCUUUGCUGGCUAUUGUAAAAUGCAUGAGGAAUAAGCCUGCAUAUUUUGCUGAAAGGCUUUAUAAAUCAAUGAAGGGCUUGGGCACUGAUGAUGACACCCUCAUCAGAGUGAUGGUUUCUCGAGCAGAGAUUGAUAUGCUGGACAUUCGGGCCAAUUUCAAGAGGCUCUAUGGAAAGUCUUUGUACUCCUUCAUCAAGGGUGAUACAUCGGGAGACUAUAGGAAGGUUCUGCUCAUUCUCUGUGGGGGAGAUGAUUAAAAGAAAAUCCAUGAAGGAGGAUCCCCAACAUGUUGAAUUUUUUUUUAAUUUCAUUUUCCUACAAUGCUAUUAGCACUAUCUCAGAAUGCUUAUUUCCAAUUAAAAUGCCUAUAGUUACCUUUUAGGAUGUAGACAGUCUAUAUUAUUAUUUGUCUAUAAUUAGUCAUUUUGAUGCUUUAAAGCUGCACUUGCAUUUCAAAGCUUAUAAAACCUGAAAGGGAAUUUAAAAUUAGAAAUAAAAAUGUACUCCAUGGUUUUAA